CGUUCGAAUAAUCGACUGUAAUCGGCGUUUUAAUUUUUUAACAACGGAUCAAGUCAAAUAUUUAUAAUGACAGAGUUAAAAAAUAGAAUGUAUUCAAAAUUCCUAUACAUCACAAUUGUAGUUAUGAUGUACUGGACAGUAUCUAUAUUAACAGUAUUUAUAAACAAAGCUCUUUUAUCCAGCAGUAUUAUAAACUUGGACGCACCACUUUUUGUAACAUGGUGUCAAUGUAUAGUAAGUUUAAUUAUAUAUGCAACUUUUAGUAAUUUAUCAAAGUGUUUUCCAACAUAUAUUAAGUUUUCGAACGGAAAUCCAUAUAGUAAGGAAAUAUUUAGAAAGGUAUUACCAUUGUCUCUUUUAUUUACUGGAAUGAUUGCAACUAAUAAUUUAUGUUUAAAAUAUGUUGGUGUUGCGUUUUAUUACGUGGGACGUUCAUUAACAACAGUAUUUAAUGUUAUUUUCACAUAUCUCAUACUUGGUGAAAAGACUUCUAUAAAGUGUAUUGCAUGCUGUGGAUUUCUUGUGAUUGGAUUUUGGCUUGGUGUGGACCAGGAAAAUAUUGCAGGUUCUUUAUCUAUUGUAGGAACAAUUUUUGGUGUACUUGGGUCAUUAACACUUUCUCUGUAUUCCAUUCAUGUGAAGCAAGUUCUCCCUAAACUAAACCAAGACAUUUGGUUACUUUCUUAUUACAACAAUGCGUACAGUGUUAUUAUAUUUCUUCCAUUAAUGGUAGCAAAUGGAGAACACGUUGCAGUAUAUAAUUAUGAUAAAAUUGGAUCCUUGUCUUUUUGGACUGCUAUGACUAUUGGUGGUAUUUGUGGGUUUGCUAUUGGCUAUGUUACUGCGCUCCAAAUAAAAAUAACAUCCCCUUUGACGCAUAACAUUAGUGGAACUGCUAAAGCUUGUGCGCAAACAGUUUUGGCAACUUAUUGGUUCAAUGAAGAAAAAUCAUUUAUGUGGUGGACAAGUAAUGCAAUUGUGCUUAGUGCUAGUGCAAUGUAUGCCAGAUUAAGACAACUAGAUUUAAGCAAAGAAUACAGAGAGGAAAGAAAACAGUUAAAACUGUAAUAAAGUAUGAACGAGAGAAUGUAAAAAUAAAUAUGUACUUUUAUUUAAGUC
Messenger RNA from Colletes gigas, 1119 nucleotides. RefSeq names its product GDP-fucose transporter 1 (gene nac). Gene Ontology annotation, cellular component: Golgi apparatus. NCBI's taxonomy places the organism in Eukaryota, Metazoa, Arthropoda, Insecta, Hymenoptera, Colletidae. Gene Ontology annotation, molecular function: antiporter activity. Bases 67 to 1068 code for a protein of 333 amino acids. Gene Ontology annotation, biological process: GDP-fucose import into Golgi lumen; protein O-linked glycosylation via fucose. The transcript has 4 exons. The record is from RefSeq and is a predicted model, not a curated record.